This is a messenger RNA of Thyridium curvatum, 1650 nucleotides long. RefSeq lists its product as uncharacterized. Gene Ontology annotation, biological process: negative regulation of transcription by RNA polymerase II. The transcript has 2 exons. Gene Ontology annotation, cellular component: Sin3-type complex. The record is from RefSeq and is a predicted model, not a curated record. Gene Ontology annotation, molecular function: histone deacetylase binding. Bases 1 to 1650 code for a protein of 549 amino acids. Lineage: Eukaryota; Fungi; Ascomycota; Sordariomycetes; Thyridiales; Thyridiaceae.
AUGGCAGCGGCCGACUCUCAAGUCCCUCCGCUGGAGGGCGGCGCCAGCUCUCGAGCGGAUCGUCACACGAAUGGCUCCCCUCCUCCACCGCAGUCCAAGCGCGACAAGAAGCGCCAGAUGAUCAACGACCGUCUUGCAGCGCUUUCCGAAAAGUUCAACCGGGAUCGCGACGUCACCUACCGCGAGCAGCUGCAAAAGAUCCAGAUUGACACCAAUCUGGUCAUGCGCAUCGACCCCUACCUUGAGCGGCCUCUGGAUGCCAUCGAGGCGGAGCGACAGCAAUCACAGAGCCUCACCAGCGAGGCCGAUCAACAGGGCCGAGCGCCUGGCCCGACUCUUUUAGAGAUGGCUGGCCCCAACUUCAACGAUUGGCUCCGCGAGAUAGAAGAUCUGGUUGAGCAGCGCGACACCGAGUUGACGAAGCAAAAGAACGAAUACCGGACCAAAGCCAACGAGUACAAGUGGCUACACAGAUACAAGACCGACACUGCCCGACGAGAGCACAAGGCGCUGUCACGAACACUGCGCGAUCGUCUGAUCAACGCCAUCACGGCCAAGAAGCUCCGCCUUAGCAAGGAAAAGGAAGCUCUUGAGAUAUCCGACGCAUCUGCACUCCUCCUCCACCCCAACCAAUUCUCCAUUACCAACCCGUCCAGCCCGGGUGGUACGCAUAGCAAGCGAGCGACUCGUUUGCGCCACAAUGCCGAAGACCUUUCCGGUUAUGGCGAUAGCCGGAAGCGCAAGAGGAACGGUGCAGACGAUGACGGCUCGCCAGCGCCGCAAAAGAGGCUGGAUGCAAAUGGUACCACGCCGCUUUGGCACGGUGACAGGCUUGGCUACCGCAAGGUUACUGGCCCUGUCUACAGUGUUGACAAGCUGUUCACCGACAAAGAGCUGGCAAUGACGUACAAUGCCGCUUCUCUGGCUGCCCACAAAUACCUGUUGACGCACAGGAGCCCGAUGAACGGCGCCAACAAUGGCGCUUCUACACCUUCCGACAGCGAUUCGGGUGAUCAUAACGAUAAUGACGACUUGGCCACCCCUGCAGCAAUGGAGCGCGCUCCCUCGCACGCCACUCGGAGCACUCGCGGCGUCCACAACCAAAACUUUGUGGACGACAAGCUCGUCGGGAUUGAGGCACUGGCCAACUUCGAGAUGCCCGGCAACCUCGAGAAGAUGAUCGCGGCGGAGCCGAAGAUGCCGCCCAGUUUCCUCUCCAACUACGCCAAACCUCAUUCGAAGGCGGAGGCCAAUACUCCCAAUUCACUGCCUGUCGACGAUAUCAGCUCUGAUCUCCGGGUGAUGAACGUCCUUCGACAGUAUGAGGCCAUUCACGGUACGGGCUCGAAUCUUGACACUGAGAACGGUAGCCGCAGGGUCCUCGAGGCGAUGGCAUUUACUGCUAAUGACGAGAAAUAUGCCGCCUAUCUGGAGCACGAGCGCAAAGACCCGGACGAGCUUCGCAAGUCCCUGAAGAUCCCCACCAACGAUCCUGCUACUCCCGGCGGCAACAGCUCGCUGCCCGUGAUUGGUGCACCGCCUGCAAUGCCCCCAAUCACCGCCAGCCCUAUGAGCCGGCAGAGCAGCCAAGGUGGCGUUGCUAUGAGCCGCCAAGGAAGCAGCACGCGAGCGCAGCGGAAGCGCAAUUAG